AUGUGGAAAAGCCUUUAUCAAACGAGUGCCCUGACAGAUCAUCAGCGAAGUCAUACUGGAGAGAAGCCCCAUGUACAUGGUGACUGGGGAAAGGCCUUUAUGAUGAAGAGUGCUCUGAAUGGUCAUCAGCAAACUCAUACUGGGGAGAAACCUCUCGUAUGUGGUGACUGUGGAAAAGCAUUUAUCAAGAAGACUGCUCUCACUGUUCAUCAGCGAACCCAUACUCGAGAGAACACCCAUGUAUGUGGUGAGUGUGGAAAAUCUUUCACUCAGAAACAAUACCUUAUAGUUGAUCAGAGAUUUCACACCGGAUAUACACCCCGUGGAUGUGGUGAAUAUGGAAAAUCCUUCAUCUGGAAGGAUGAGCUCACUGUUCAUAUGCGAACUCAUAUUGGAGAGAAACCUUGUUAUGAGCUCACUGUUCAUAUGCAAAUUCAUACUGGAGAGAAACCUUGUGUAAGUGGUGAAUGUGGGAAAGCUUUUAUCCGGAAAAAGGACCUCGCUGAUCAUCAGCGAACUCAUCCUGGAGAGAAACCUCACAUUUCUCUUACUGUUCAUAAGCGAACUCAUACCAGAGUGAAAUUCCAUGAAUGUGGUGAGUGUGGUAAAGCUUUCACCCAGAACAAUGCCUUAGAGUUCAUCAGAGAUUUCACACCGGAGAUAAACCUCAUGUAUGUGGUGAAUGUGGAAAAUCCUUUAUCUGGACAAUCCUUUACCUGGAAGUAUGAGCUCACUCUUCGUAUGAGAACUCAUACUGGAGAGAAACCCAAUGUAUUUGGUGAUUGUGGGAAAACUUUUAUCAGGAAGAAGGACCUCGCAGAUCAUCAGCGAAUUCAUACUGGAGAGAUACCCCAUAUUUCUCUUACUGUUCAUAAGCGAACUCAUACUGGAGUGAAAUUCCAUGAAUGUGGUGAGUGUGGUAAAGCUUUCACCCAGAACAAUGCCUUACAGUUCAUCAGAGAUUUUACACCGGAGAUAAACCCCAUGUAUGUGCUUAAUCAUACUGGAGGAAAACCUCAUGUACAUGGGGAAUGUGGAAAGGCCUUUAUCCAGAAGACUUCCCUUACUGUUCAUCAGCGAACUCAUCCUGGAGAGAAACCUCACGUAUGUGGUGAAUGUGGAAAAGCCUUUAUCAAGAACAAAAACCCCACUGAUCGUCAGCGAACUCAUACUGGAGAGAAAGUCCAUAUAUGUGGUGAAUGUGAAAAUGCCUUUAUCUGGAAGACUUCUCUUACAGUUCAUAAGGGAAAUCAUAUUGGAGAGAAAUCACAUGACCUUGGUGAGUGUGGUAAAGCAUUCACUCAGAACAAUGCCUUAAAGUUCAUCAGCGAUUUAACACCGGAGAUAAAACCAAUGUAUGUGGUGAAUGUUGGAAAUCAUUUUUCUGGAAUAUGA
Messenger RNA from Echinops telfairi (small Madagascar hedgehog), 1395 nucleotides. Its product is annotated as zinc finger protein 585A-like. NCBI's taxonomy places the organism in Eukaryota, Metazoa, Chordata, Mammalia, Afrosoricida, Tenrecidae. The record is from RefSeq and is a predicted model, not a curated record. Bases 1 to 1395 code for a protein of 464 amino acids. The transcript has 6 exons.